This is a messenger RNA of Didymodactylos carnosus, 765 nucleotides long. The record is from the annotation of a GenBank genome assembly. NCBI's taxonomy places the organism in Eukaryota, Metazoa, Rotifera, Eurotatoria, Philodinida, Philodinidae.
AUGUCUGCUGUGCGUGCUGUAGCUGCCCCGAACACACAAAUCUUGUCUUCUCUAAAACCACCUCUAAAUGUCGUCGUAGUUGGCGGUACAUCUGGUAUUGGUCGUGGAAUCGUUCUGACAUACCGUAAACAUUGUCCGGACGCGCAUGUGACAAUUAUUGGACUUGAUCAAUCUGGUGCCGAUGAAAUCCUCGAUCAGCUAGGUCCAAAUGGAAACUUUAUCCGUGCUGAUGUUUCAUUGAUGUCUGAAAUUCGAAGAAUUACUAAGCAAAUUACUGCAGUUGACGUACUCGUUUUAUCUCAAGGCAUGUUACCAGUAACUGGUCGUGCACCAAACAAAGAAAAUAUUGAUGAUAUAGCGGCUGUCAGUUAUUCUGGUCGAGUUUUAUUUGUCGAAGAACUUCUUCCAUUACUUCGAUCAUCUCCACAUGGUGGUAAAGUUCUCUUUGUUUUGAAUAGUAAAAGAGGCAAUCCAUCGAAAAUCCAUUGGGAUGAUAUGGCACUCGAAAACAAUUAUUCACUUUUCCCAGCUUUUAAUCAUGGCCAGGAAUUUACUGAUCUUGUCAUUCAAUAUCUUGCUUCUCAACCAGAGAAUGCUACGGUUAGUUUUGUACAUGCAGUUCCAGGUAGUGUUGGAACUCCUAUAGCCAAUGGUUUACCUUUUUAUCUUCGAGGUGCUAGAUCGAUUCGUCGCUGUGCAAUGUGUCGCGCUCUUUUCGUCGCAUGUCAUUUCGUCGCCUAUUCAUUUCGUCGCAUUCUCAAUUAG